Messenger RNA from Asterias rubens (European starfish), 2767 nucleotides. RefSeq names its product zinc finger protein 567-like. Gene Ontology annotation, molecular function: DNA-binding transcription factor activity; RNA polymerase II cis-regulatory region sequence-specific DNA binding. NCBI's taxonomy places the organism in Eukaryota, Metazoa, Echinodermata, Asteroidea, Forcipulatida, Asteriidae. Bases 186 to 1868 code for a protein of 560 amino acids. The transcript is spliced from 4 exons. Gene Ontology annotation, biological process: regulation of transcription by RNA polymerase II. The record is from RefSeq and is a predicted model, not a curated record.
UGACACGACAUUAUGCAGGGAAAGUAAUUUUCGUACGAAAGUAAUAAAAUCCACCUUCAUCCAUCUACUUUCCAGUCUAAAUGCAACUGUUUGUAUUUCCCUCACAUUAAGAAUCUUUCAGUAUGUGCUCACGAUGAUUAUCAUUGCAAAGUCUGUUUAAUUGAGGUGGAUGUGGAACUGUUACCAUGGCAACUCGCAGAGAUAACGGCCAAUCUCAGCUGGUACCUGUUCUCCCCGGCUACCCGGCAUGCCCAGCAACGACACAAUCACUUCCCAGCGACACCGUUUUACCGAAUCUUUUGGAGUCCAACAAAAUCAACAGUCUGCAAACAACUGAAACGGCAACAACUAGUCACAGUGACACUCAAAUGAUAUACACUGGUUACCACCCUGUAGCCAAGUACCAAGCAACGUUAGACAGACCAACAGCCAAUGAGGGCAUGACCCUUCAUCCUGAUCUGACCAAUGAGCUGAGGGCGUUACAGGUGGAGUGCGGAUUUGAAACCACAAGCGAUUUCCUUCACCAUCUGGUGGUUUCUGAGCGAGUAAAAAGAUUACAGAAGCUAAACUCAUCAGCCAGGCGGAGUUUAUCUGCAGAGUCUUCCAUUCCUGACUUGAUGCAAGCUGCCAAUCAAUGUUCGUAUCCGAGCUCCACAAACACUGUCGUGAGUUCCAACAACAGCUGGACUGCAUGUCGGUUGGAGAACUCCCUGGGGGAUCGGACUCUGGUCGAAGGCGCUUCACCAGAGGGGCAAGCCAAGCCAAACCACGGCGGCCAGACUAGUGGUGUCGAGUUGGCUCACUACGCAGUCAAGUCAGAGAGGGUUUCAGUAGGGGUUCAAGUCAAUUUGUGCCAGUGUCGACUUGAAGACGAGUCAGGCUGCACCAACAGGAAGCAGUCGCGGAAACUCAAAGGACGUAUCGUGUCAAAGGUCAAGAAGAAUGGCACAUGUUCACAGCGAGGGGAUCGGGAUGAUGUGAAAGUUGGCCUGGCUCUGAGGGAAAGAAGAUGGAGCAUUAAGACAAAGGGAGUUCGCCAACCCAAACAGCGCUUUUCCUGCAACACAAAAUCAGCGCCCAGGGAGAAGCAGGAGUACCUGUGUGAAAUAUGUGGGGCUACUUUCAAAUGUAGGCGGAGCCUGAUCCCCCACAUGUGGGAGCACAGGGGCAAAGCGUCCAUCCACAAGUGUCCACACUGCAAUGUCAGUUUCCCGUACGCAUGUAGGUUAAAGCGCCACCUGAUAGCCAAGCAUCCUGAGCUUGAGGGCGGGCCGAUACGCUGUGCAACGUGCGGAGUCGAAGUCCAAUCUUAUACUACGCUCAAGAGCCAUAUGCGCAUCCAUACGGGUUACAAACCUUUCAAGUGUACUUUCUGCCCCAAAGCGUACAAGUGGAAGACAGGGGUGGAGUAUCACGAGCGCUCUCACACGGGCGAGCGUCCCUUUCCUUGCCAGAGAUGCACCAAGGCGUUCACCAACAAGUCCGACCUGAACCGCCAUCAGACUGUUCACACUGGAGAGAAACCCUACGUGUGCCAAAACUGUGGUAAGGGAUUCACCCAAAGGCACACGUUAAAAUCCCACUGUAAGAAACAUCACCCCGCUAGCCUGUCCAAGGGCAACUUUAGGGUUACUGUUGCAUCAAAGCAACACCAUCCUAAAGUGAAUACAAUAUCCCAGGCUAUGCACUCUUCAGAGGAAGCCGCAUUCAUUAUGGGUAGUUUCCAUGAUCCGGCACCAGCCAACCACAGUCUGGAGCAGAUAAAGUUUACAAACAACGGCGCUCAGCAGAGUCUACAGAGACGGGAACCCACAACGCCUACUGAAAGAGAGAUUGCAGAGGUGGUGGUUAAUAUGCUCGCUCAAUGAUGUGCCCUUUACAAACAACGGCGCUCUGCAGAGUCUACAGAGACAGGUACCCACAAUGCCUACUAAAAGAAGAUUGCAGAGGUGGUGGUGAACAUGCUCGCUCAAUGAUGUGCCAUUCGCGUUGUUAAGAUCCACAGUAUGUAUAGCUAUCGAAAUAGAACACUGAGCUUGACUUCCCCAUAUGUCGUCUGUGGAUGCUGCUUAUCGCACGGCGUGACAUGCGUGUAUGGCAAAAUGAUCAUCAUGUCAGUGCACAUAGAUCAUUUCUACGUGUUUUCAUUGGUGUUCAUAACGUCUACUGUAUGGCAAAAGGAAUGACGAUGCGAAAUCAAUAAAAGUGGUCUCACAACGACAAACCCAUGGUAUCUUAGAUUUUAGUGUUCGGGUUGGCGUAGUGGUUUCUUUCCUCGCCUUCCACCUCUAAGACCCAUGUUCAACUUCUGCUGGGGGCAUUGUAUGUGGAUCGGGUUUUCAGUCUCUACCUUGUUGUAUGUGUUUUUUACCUGAAAUAAGUCUGUGGGGAUUUUCUUCCACAUUGAAUACUGGAACUUCCUUCAUUGUCUUCCCUUCAUGGGGUUCUUAGUAAAGUGAUUAAUUUAAUUUUUCUGAAAGUCAUUGGCUUCACAACCAGAAUUUUUCUGAGAGUGAUUGGCUUCACGACCAGAAUUAGUUAAUAAUAAUGAAUAGUCCCCAGUGUUUUGAAAAAAAAACCUGAGCUGCCAACUCUCCCUGAUUCUGCAGACAGUUUCCUGAAAAUACAACCUAGUUGUACGAUUCAAUUCAGUCUGUAAUAUGCAGCAAUGCCUGUGAACAGAAUUUGUGUUGGCAUUUUAAAGACAGUGGACACUAUUGGUAAUUGUCAAAGACCAGUCUUCUCACUUGGUGUAUCUCAACAUAUG